Molecule: messenger RNA, 228 nt
Organism: Colletotrichum paranaense
Lineage: Eukaryota; Fungi; Ascomycota; Sordariomycetes; Glomerellales; Glomerellaceae
Exons: 1
Coding region: 1-228 (75 amino acids)
Source: RefSeq, a predicted model, not a curated record
AUGCGAUUCAUCUUGCAACUAUCGUCUACUUACCUUAGUUACGUCCAAUUGCUGGACGAAACAUCAAGCAAAGCACAGCCGACCUGUUCAUCCGGUCUCUUGUUUCCUUCUCUUCCUGUCAUGAAUCAUUUCCUCUUUUUCCCUCGUGGCAUCCCUAUUCUAGAGCGUUUCCAUUUUAUGCGUUUCGUUUUGUUUCUUUUAUGCCCGACGCGUUUCGAGUUUCAUUGA